Molecule: messenger RNA, 1101 nt
Organism: Brachypodium distachyon (stiff brome)
Lineage: Eukaryota; Viridiplantae; Streptophyta; Magnoliopsida; Poales; Poaceae
Exons: 2
Coding region: 1-1101 (366 amino acids)
Biological process (GO): DNA integration
Molecular function (GO): RNA-DNA hybrid ribonuclease activity; nucleic acid binding
Source: RefSeq, a predicted model, not a curated record
AUGGCAAAAGCCUGUGGAGCCACCAGGCUCAUGAUUAAAGGCAACUCCAACCUUGUCGUGCAGCAAACGAUGAAAGCCUGCGACGCCAUCUCGGAUACAAUGAUCGCCUACCGCGAUAUGUAUAACCUCCUGGAGGGCCAGUUUGACGGCUGCGAGCUCCGCCACAUCAGCCGAUCCAGCAACGAAGAAGCCGACAAGCUGGCCAACAUCGGAUCAACGCGCACGCUUGUACCACCAGGAGUCUACCUCGAGGUGAUCGAGCAGCGCUGUAUCAAAGAAAAGAGCACUGCAACCCCAGUUAAGCAGCCGACAGACCGGGGGGCUACGCCUGCCGUCGACUCCGCCAUGCCCAUGGCAGAAGAGAAGCCGGGUACCCCUAAGACUGCCCGCGAUGAGAACUCGGCCGAAGUACUAUUGGCAGAGCCUACAUGGAUGCAGCCUUUCCUCGCGUACAUGUUGCGCCAGGAGUUGCCGAACGAUGCAGCCGAAGCUCGUCGCAUUGCGCGCCGCUCCAAAGCAUUCAAGAUCAUCAAUGGUGAGCUUUACAAGCAAAGCGUUUCGGGCAUACUCCAGUGGUGCAUCGUACUCGAAGAAGGAAGAGCCCUCCUCCUCGACAUCCAUCAAGGUACUUGCGGCCAUCAUGCAAGUAGCCGUGCCAUCACGGCCAAAGCAUUCAGAGCCGGAUUCUACUGGCCAACGGCGCAACGAGAUUCUCACGACAUUGUCAGCAAAUGCGAAGCAUGCCAGAUGUUCGCCACCAAGCCUCAUGCGCCUGCCUCGGAGCUCAAGACGAUUCCUCUCACUUGGCCGUUCGCUCAGUGGGGACUCGACAUGGUGGGCCCACUACAGAAAUCAUCGCCUAGCGGCCACACCUCUCUUCUUGUCGCCAUUGACAAAUUCUCAAAGUGGAUCGAGGCCAUGCCAAUUCGGGUUCCUCAUAGUAUCAACACGGACAACGGCUCCAACUUCUUGGCCCAAGAGUUCAAAGACUUCUGCGAACAGAUGGGGAUCCACAUCAACUAUGCCGCCGUUGCGCACCUGCAGACCAAUGGUCAGGUGGAAAAGGCCAACGGGCUCAUCACCGACGGUGUCAGAAAAUGA